Saprolegnia parasitica CBS 223.65 is the source of this 1306-nucleotide messenger RNA. RefSeq lists its product as hypothetical. The coding region runs from base 46 to 1245 and encodes 399 amino acids. The transcript is spliced from 7 exons. The record is from RefSeq and is a predicted model, not a curated record. NCBI's taxonomy places the organism in Eukaryota, Oomycota, Saprolegniomycetes, Saprolegniales, Saprolegniaceae. Gene Ontology annotation, molecular function: protein binding.
UAUGGCCGAGUUUGGCGAAGGGACACAUAUCGAAAGACUGCUACCAUGCUCGAGAUGAACAAGGAGUCGCUGCGCAAGAUCUGCAAGGACCUCGACCUGUACUCGACGCCAAGCAUCAACGAUCGGCUCUACCUCCACUACAAGGGCUUUCGCCGCAUCGAGAACCUCCAAGAGUACACGGAGCUCAAGGUCCUUUGGCUCGAGGGCAAUGGCUUUAGCAAGAUCGAGGGCCUCGAGAACCAAACGAAGCUUCGUUCGCUCUUCCUGCACGAAAAUCUGCUCGAGAAGAUCGAAGGCCUCGGUAGCCAGACGCUCCUCGACACGCUCAACUUGACGCAAAAUCACAUUUCAAAGAUCGAGAACCUGAGUCACAUGCAAGCACUCACGAACUUGUCGAUGAAGGGCAACUACCUUCGAACCGCAGACGACAUUCGCCAUGUGCUCGAGCUCCCGACGCUAGCCGUGCUCGACAUUCAGAGCAACCGCAUCGCAGACGUCGACGUCGUGGACAUCCUUGCGGCCAUGCCCAACCUCCGCGUCUUGUACCUUCAAGGCAAUGACGUCGUGAAGCACAUCAAGCACUACCGCAAGACGAUCAUCUCGCGCUGCAAGGAGCUCCGGUACCUCGAUGACCGACCCGUCUUUGACGAGGAGCGCCGCCGCGUCACGGCGUGGGGGCGCGUCAUGGAGGAGACGAACGGCGAUGUGGAUGCCGCCCUCGAGGCCGAGCGCGCCGAGCUGGCACUCAUUCGCCAAGAAAAGAAGGACAAGGACGAAGCCAACUUUCGGUACUUUGAAGACAUGAUGCGCGCAGGCAAGGCGGAGCGCGAGCGUCGAGAGCGCGAACUUCACGACAACCAGCGCGAGGCCGAAAUGAGUCCGUACAGCGGCGAAAAGAUCAUCCACGUCGAAGACUGCGCUAUGGUGCGCCAAGCCCGCGAACGCCGGUGGGCCGACGUCGUCAACGACGAGGCGCCAAGCACGCCGAUCUUUGUGGACGCAGACCGCCUCAAGCUGCUGCAUGACUGCGCCAGUGUCGGCACGGGCGCCGUCACCCAAGCCGAUGCGUUCGUGGCCGAGAAUUUUAAGGAGAAAGCGCAGGCCAAGAUCGCAGCAUUCCAAACGAUGGAGGGGCCAAAGGGGCACUUUUCGUCGCUCCUCGCGUCUGCGCAAGCUGACAUGGCAGCCACACCGACGCCCACACUCUCUUCAAAGGCGCACACGGACCUCUGCGAGCUCGACUGAUCAAGAUCGACUUGGUAGCCUACACUGUACGUGUUCAUAAAGCAACGUCCUUGACCGGACU